AUGUCCGUUACCGGCGUCAAUCAACCCCCGUACCCCCUGCACGAGUCCGUCAAGGAUCUGCUCGACCCGGAGUAUGUCGACUUCUAUAACCAGCAUGUCAUCAACAACCAGCAGGUUCACUUGCAGCCGGUCGCUGCGUCGCGCACUAGUGGAGUUUUGAUUCCCGGCGCGGGUCCAAUGCUGGAAGUGGGCAAGACGCAGGAUCUCAUCGUGCAGCGCCAGGCCACCGAGGGACCGCCAGUGCCAAUUCGCUGCUUUACUCCCCAGGGUGAGGUCCCCACCGGCGGGUGGCCUGUGAUGCUGUACUUCCACGGCGGUGGCUGGGUGCUGGGCAAUAUUGACACCGAGAAUGUCGUGUGCUCAAAUUUGUGUGUCCGAGGUAACUGCGUGGUGGUAACGGUUGAUUACCGUCUGGCACCCGAACAACCUUGGCCGGCGGCCGUCCACGACUGCUGGGAGGCGCUCCUCUGGCUGGUCCAGCAGGGUCCUUCUGCGCUGUCCAUCAACCCAUCUAAGCUCGCAACUGGCGGGUCAUCGGCUGGUGGCAAUCUUGCUGCGAUCAUGACACAUAAAGCAUUGACUCUGUCGCCCCCUGUGCGCUUCCAAGCCCAGCUGCUCUCGGUUCCGGUGACCGAUAACACCGCGACGGUGGCCAACAACGAGUCAUACCGUCGCUAUGAACAUACGCCGGCUCUACCCGCACUCAAAAUGAUUUGGUACCGCGAUCACUAUCUUCCCAACGAGGCUGAUCGUACCAAUCCCGAGGCUAGCCCGCUAUUUUAUACUGGUGACUGGUCUCAGCUUCCACCUGCUCUCGUCAUGGUCGGCGAGCUGGACGUGCUGCGUACGGAGGGUGAACAAUAUGCCGAGAAACUCCAAAGGGCCGGUGUCGAGGUCGACCUCCAAGUUAUGAAGGGAAUGCCGCACCCAUUCCUGGCCAUGGAUGGUGCUCUAUCGGAGGGAAAGAGGUGUAUCACACUUAUGUGUGAUGCCCUGCAGAAGGCUUUUUACGACUGA
Molecule: messenger RNA, 1017 nt
Organism: Penicillium canariense
Lineage: Eukaryota; Fungi; Ascomycota; Eurotiomycetes; Eurotiales; Aspergillaceae
Product: alpha/beta hydrolase
Exons: 2
Coding region: 1-1017 (338 amino acids)
Molecular function (GO): hydrolase activity
Source: RefSeq, a predicted model, not a curated record